AUGGUCGUUAGAAACCCUGAGCCCCCGAAUGAUCGACGUUGUACCAAGCAGCGUAACGAAGAAACAGAUCCAGAAUACGUAGCAGAGUACGUCACCGGGAAUUCAGACUAUUACGACGAUGACCCUAGAGGAGCAGGACGAACAACGCUAUGGGAUAAAAAUUUCCUAGCCAUGGAAGCCCUUUGUAACGAGUUGAUGGAAGAAAUUAAACAAUUAAAGGCCAGACGAGGAGAAGGGAGACUAGAUGAAGAUGUGGACGAAGAUAUGGAAGACCCUAAUGACCCGCUGGUUCUCACGCUGCCAGUUUCAGGAUGGAACAUAAAGAAGAUAAUGAUAGAUGACGGAAGUUCGGUCAAUGUCCUAUUCUACGACACUUUCAAACGCAUGAAACUGAACGAUGAGCAGUUGCUGACCUCGUAUUACACCAUCUUUGGCUUCAAUGGGGCAGUGCCAAAGCCUUUAGGAGAUAUAAUUCUUGAAGUGAAAGUAUGUCCCAUGAAUGUUCAUACUAGAUUAAGUGUCGUCGAUGCACCGUCACCAUACAAUACUAUUAUAGGACGAAGAUGGAUGCAUCGACUCAAGGGGGUAGCAUCAACUUACCAUCAAUACUUCAGAUUUCCAACCCCAUACGGAGAAAUGGAAAUCAAAGCAGAUCAAGAGAUAUGCCCGGCAUCGACCCGAACAUUGUGCAACAUGAACUCUGCAUACAACCAGGCAGCACCCCCGUUCAGGCAACGUUUGCGUAAGGUGGAACCAGAGUAUCAUCAAGACGUGGAACGAGAACUCAAGAAACUAAAGGACGCAGGUUUUAUCAAGGAGGUCAAAUACCCAACGUGGAUCUCUAACAUGGUCAUCGUCCCCAAGAAGAAUGGCAGAGUUAGAAUAUGCAUUGAUUUUACGAACCUUAACAAGACAUGCCCGAAAGAUAUCUAUCCACUCCCUAGCAUCGAUCAACUGGUUGAUGACGUCGAAGGGCACGAAGAGCUAUCAUUUAUGGAUGGAUACGCAGGGUAUAACCAGAUAGCACUCGCCGAAGAGGACCAGCAAUACACAACUUUUUUCACUCCCCAUGGAUUGUACUGCUACGCUCGCAUGCCCUUCGGACUACGCAACGCAGGUGCUACUUACCAAAGGCGCGUCGAUGCAAUCUUCAAACCAUGGAUCGGACGAACUUUAGAAGCUUACGUCAAUGAUAUGUUGGUGAAAAGUAAGCUAUGA
Molecule: messenger RNA, 1218 nt
Organism: Papaver somniferum (opium poppy)
Lineage: Eukaryota; Viridiplantae; Streptophyta; Magnoliopsida; Ranunculales; Papaveraceae
Exons: 3
Coding region: 1-1218 (405 amino acids)
Source: RefSeq, a predicted model, not a curated record